Molecule: messenger RNA, 537 nt
Organism: Rhizophagus irregularis DAOM 181602=DAOM 197198
Lineage: Eukaryota; Fungi; Glomeromycota; Glomeromycetes; Glomerales; Glomeraceae
Source: RefSeq, a predicted model, not a curated record
AUGAAAUAUAGCUCAUUGGAAUCGCCUCAACAAGACGAAUCUAAUGCUAUUGAAGAAAUUAGAAAUGCUCAGAAUAAUAUUCCAGAUGCUCGGCAUAUUAUGUGUAAAAAGCAUCGUAUAGGAUCAACAACAUAUCAAAAAAUAAUUGAUAAUAAGAGGCCUCCUAAACCUACCGAGGAAUGGUGCAGAAUCAUAGAAUCUGUCAGCAUCUCUGACCAGAUUUCAGAAAAUAAUCAGGAAUCUUUACAUAAUACUUCCUCCUCUACUAUCAUACAAGAAGAUGGGAUCACUCAUAUGGAAUAUCCUAUGGAUAAUGAGAAUGAUGCAAAUUCUAAUAGUCUGAAUACAGUAACUAAUGGGCGAAAAGAUAAAGUUAGUCAGAAAAAAAAGGCUAGUAUAAAGCCAAAAGAUGAAUUUUCUUCUGCAGAUAAAGUAGCCAAUUCUUUUAAAGAUGAUACAUCUAGACGGGAAUUUGAUCUUAAUAAAUUAGUAAAUAUUACUAGAGAAGCUGUCAUGCAUAAGAUCUAUUCUCAAUAA